AUGUGGAGUCCAUUCUUGAAUACUUAUACCAAAGCGAUAAGCACUGAUCUCCAUGUUGAUACAAGUCUUAGCUUCUACCAAGUGCCUCAAGCCGUGAUAAAGACUGCCGGUGUCCCAGCAAAUGCUAGUGAGCCAUGGAGCAUAUGGUGGACUCUUGAUAACACCACUGAACUGUCAUAUGUAUACAUGCAUUUCGCCGAGAUCCAAACUCUAAAAGCCAAUGAAGUUAGAGAGUUUAACAUUACUUACAAGGGUGGCAAAACUUGGUACCCCAGGCUCAGGCCUGAACGUCUCGCCAUUACAUCCUUCUCCAAUCCAAAUGCCAUGAGUUCUCCUGAUGGGACAUUUAACUUCACUUUCACAAUGACUGAAAACUCAACUCUUCCUCCGCUUCUCAAUGCCCUCGAGAUUUAUACAGUUGUAGACCUUCUACAGCUUGAGUCAGAUAAAGAUGAAGUUUCUGCUAUGAUGAACAUCAAGAAGACAUAUAAUUUAAGCAAAAAGCUAACCUGGCAAGGAGAUCCAUGUGUUCCUCAGCUAUACAAUUGGGAAGGUGUUAACUGUAGUUAUUCUGAUUCUGAGCCAUCACGGAUCAUAUCCUUGAACUUGAAUGGGAACAAGUUGACUGGUACCAUAACAUCUGACAUAUCCAAGCUAACACAGUUGAUAGAGCUAGAUUUAUCAAAGAACGAUUUAACAGGAGAGAUUCCAGCCUUUUUUGCUGAUAUGAAGUUUUUGAAACUCAUAAACUUGAGCGAAAACCCGAAUCUUAAUAUCACAGUUCCAGCUUCUAUUCAGGAACGGCUUGACAAAAAAUCUCUAACACUUAUUUUGGAUGGUACAAUGAUUCCGCCUGUCAAAGGAAAGAGUAAAAAGGUUCCAAUGGUUGCUAUCGCAGCACCAGUGGCUGGAGUGUUCGCUUUGGUAGUUAUCAUGGCCAUUUUCUUCGUUGUUAGGAAGAAAAAACCAGAAAGCAAUUCAGCUCCAAGACCCCCACCAGUCACUCCGAGUGUAGCUAAAAGUGAGACAAGAUCAUCCAAUCCAUCAAUCAUAUCAAAGGACCGCAGGAUCAUGUACUCCGAGGUAGUAGAGAUGACUAAUAACUUUGCGAGAGUUCUUGGUAAAGGAGGCUUUGGAACAGUGUUUCAUGGAAACUUGGAUGGUACUCAAGUAGCUGUGAAAAUGCUCUCUCAUUCAUCAGCUCAAGGGUAUAAAGAAUUCAAAGCAGAGGUUGAGCUUCUUUUAAGAGUUCACCACAGGCAUUUGGUGGGACUAGUGGGGUACUGUGACGAUGGAGAUAACUUGGCUCUCAUCUAUGAAUACAUGGCCAAUGGAGACCUGAGGGAGAAUAUGUCUGGAAUGCGCGGAAGCAAUGUCCUGACAUGGGAAAACAGGAUGCAAAUAGCUGUAGAGGCAGCUCAAGGAUUGGAGUAUCUGCACAAUGGAUGUAGGCCUCCUAUGGUCCAUAGAGAUGUGAAAACCACCAAUAUCUUGUUGACUGAGCGGUAUGGAGCAAAACUAGCUGACUUUGGUCUCUCGAGAUCUUUCCCAAUCGAUGGUGAAUGUCAUGUCUCAACAGUUGUUGCAGGCACACCAGGCUAUCUAGACCCUGAGUACUACAGAACAAAUUGGCUAAGCGAGAAGAGUGAUGUGUACAGUUUUGGAGUAGUGCUAUUAGAGAUAGUCACAAACCAGCCUGUGAUAGAUAAAACUCGAGAGAGACCUCAUAUCAAUGAAUGGGUUGGGGUCAUGCUCACCAAAGGAGACAUCAGGAGCAUCAUUGACCCAAAACUGAUGGGAGACUAUGACACAAACGGUGCAUGGAAGAUUGUAGAGCUGGCUAUGGCUUGUGUGAACCCGUCUUCUAACCAGAGACCAACAAUGGCACACGUUGUGAUGGAGCUAAACGAGUGUGUGGCCUUGGAAAAUGCAAGGAAACAAGGUACUAACGAGAUGUACUCAAUGGAUUCAUCUAACUAUAGUCUAUCCUCUGCGUCCGAGUUUGCCCCUGGAGCAAGAUAGCUUUAAAAUAUGUUUGAUGUGAAUUUAUAAAAAUUUACUUGGUUUGAAAAAAAGUAAAAUUAUUUGGUUUGCUUUCCCUUGUGAAUAUCCCAGUUUAUGUUUUUUUGCUGAAGCAAUGCACGUUUAAUGUUUUUGAAGAAAUCCA
Messenger RNA from Eruca vesicaria subsp. sativa (arugula), 2167 nucleotides. The record is from the annotation of a GenBank genome assembly. NCBI's taxonomy places the organism in Eukaryota, Viridiplantae, Streptophyta, Magnoliopsida, Brassicales, Brassicaceae.